GUUUUUGUUGUUGCGUUUUUUGUGGCGGCCGUGUGUAUCGCAUCGCAUCGAAUUGAAAAUCGUGUGUUUGGUGGUUUUCAAACAUAAAUACAUGCAUUUAACCCGCGAGGUGCCAACAAUGUUCUAACGCCGCUGCGCUUCUUAAAUAAAAAUAAAAAAAAUUUGAAGGAAAUAAAAAACAGUGAAAAAGUGCUUUAAAAUAGUAAACCAAAAGUGCUAAUUAAUAACCGACAAAACUAAAGGAAAAACCAAUACUACCAAGUCCAAAAACACCACAAGUAUUAGUUAAUCAAGGAAAAUGGGAAAGCUGCUGAGCCUGCUGUCACGCGACGACUCGAAUUGUUGCGCCGCAAAGUCCUACGAUGUCUUCCUGGAUUUCGAGAAUGCCGCCCCCACGGAAACGGAGCGGGAGGUCUACGACGAGGUGGAGCGCGUUCUUCGGGAAUCGGAGGUCGUUCUCGAGGAGAUACAGAUCUAUCGGGGUGCCGGCAAGGAAAUCCGAGAAGCCAUCGCGGAUCCCUCGCCAGAGGUGACGGCAAAGGCUUGGGCGGCGGUGCUGCCACUGGUCAACAAACUGAAGCGCUGCUACGAGCACUCCAUGGAGCUGGACAAGAUUGUGCCCAAGCUGCUGGGCCAGCUGGUGGGCGGCAAACUGAAUCCGACACAGCACUUGGAGACCCAGCAGGCGCUGGUCAAGCAGCUGGCCGAGAUCUUGGAGUUCGUGCUGAAGUUCGAUGAGUACAAGAUGAAAACACCCGCCAUACAGAAUGAUUUCAGCUACUACAGACGCAUCGUCAGCCGACAGCGUGUGGAUUCCACGGAGAACAUGCUGGUCAGUACGGAGUUGGCCAACCGGAUGUCUCUAUUCUACGCCCAUGCCACGCCCAUGCUCAAGGUGCUGAGCGAGGCUACUUCAAAGUUUGUCAACGACAAUGCCGAUGACGUCCAGAACACGACGGAAACGCUCGGAACAAUGGCGAAGGUGUGCCUGAGGAUGCUGGAAAAUCCAAAACUCCUACAACAGAUCGAACGCGAGGACACGAAAAUGCUGGUGCUUCGCGUGAUGGUCGGCCUGGUGAUCCUCUACGACCAUGUGCAUCCAGAGGGGGCCUUUGUGCGGGGCGCCCAUGUGGACGUGAAGGGGUGCGUGCGACUGCUGCAGGCGCAGCCGGCCAUCAAGGCGGAGCCGCUGCUGAACGCCCUGCGGUACACGACGAAGCACUUGAACGGGGAGAACACGCCGAAGAACAUACAGCGCCUACUGGCCGCAUAAUAUCGGAGGCGAUCGGAUGGAUGGUGGAGAGAAGAGUUCAUUAACGUUAAUUUCUAUGUGUAUGCGUAUCGAUUUAAAUGGUUUUUACUUUAUUUAUGUAAUUAGUAGGCUUCUGUAUUAUUUGUAAAAAUUGUGAGCGAGUGUUGUGCUAGCAGGAGGCAGCCUCUAGUUUUAUUUUUACCCUGUGUGCAUUUCCAGCAUUUGUUUCGUACUGUUUUAGACUCCGGCCUCCAGGUGACGUAACGAAGUGGGACGCAUAUAUCAGCAGCAACAAUAUUUAGUUGAUAAUCUAGCCCUAAUAUUAAGUAAUGAAAGGAACCCAAUUAACCUAAACAACAAAUUAGCGCAAAGUUUAAACUGAUGGUUGGGAAGAUAUGAGAGUUAAAUCCUAAAUUUCACUAAAGCAGAGAUUAUAAAUAUUAAAUAACAUUUUAAAAUCAAAUCUAGAGUAUUUUUUUGUACAUGACGGUGUUUAGAGCGAGGUGUAAAGAUCUACAUAAUGCAUAAAUUAAUUACUAUAACGAAUUGUACGAACUAAAAUGCCUACACAAUUGAACCACAAGCAGAAAGCGGAUGCAUUUAUAUAUUUCCACGCCGUCAACUUUGAUAAACGUAUUUAAACAAAUCUACAAAUAAACUUGAGCUGCGCAAUAAUAAUAAUUUUUAAGAUUUACAAAUAGAAAUAAAAAAUUAAUAAAAUGGCAAAACUUAACGCAUACAAUUUGUACCAAAAAAAAUAAGAACAAUGAAAAAUCACACAAACUAAAUAAAGAUUUAUAUAUGCGAUAAGAGCGAGAAAAGAAAAUGAAGGAAAAACUAUAGAGAAUGCUGAAUCAAAAUAAAUAUCACGCAAAAUCAA
Drosophila ficusphila is the source of this 2132-nucleotide messenger RNA. Its product is annotated as CYFIP-related Rac1 interactor B. The transcript is spliced from 5 exons. The coding region runs from base 299 to 1273 and encodes 324 amino acids. The record is from RefSeq and is a predicted model, not a curated record. Gene Ontology annotation, molecular function: small GTPase binding. Gene Ontology annotation, biological process: regulation of actin filament polymerization. NCBI's taxonomy places the organism in Eukaryota, Metazoa, Arthropoda, Insecta, Diptera, Drosophilidae.